AUGGAUUCUCAGUUAUGGGUCCCAGUUCCGAAAUUGCAAAACACAAAAUCUGACGAUAAUAAGGAGAAACAUGACCCAAAACAGAGUGUAGCAAAACAAACACACGUAGAUCAAAAGAGUGAGUCCAACUCUGGUAAACAUGGACCACAAAAUAAGAGUUCCGCUCAGAACCCGGCAAUCAACAUAAGUAAAGUUCUUGACAACCAGGAGAAGUUUAGCCUGGAUAUCAAGAUUAACAAGAAGAGAACGCUGGAUGAUAUGUUCGAUGACGACUUUGAUGAAAACAACGCUCUUUCGUCGAACACAUCGUCAUCGUCGUCCUCCGCAAGGGUAGACACACACCAUGAUGGGCCAAGCAAAUCGACAACAAGCAGUGCCCAGAAAGAUAAACCAACAGAUGAUAUAAAACAUAACAAAUUUGAAGCUAAAGUACCCGACGGGAGCGGAUCUACGGAAACAUUGAGUUCGGCUACCUCUAAAUCGGACGAAUCGUCGACUUCAGGGACGCCGGACACACAAAAGAGGGAUAGGCCGGAUGAAAAGACAGUUGAGGAGUCGAAGAGACAGAAAACAGACUCGUCUAAAAGUGGGUCAGAAGGGAGCAGAUCAGGAACGGAAAGUCAGAGUGAUGAGUCAGAAAAGUCACCAUCAGAGGAGCCACUGUCGGAAAGACUUAAGUCACUGACUCAAGAAUCGAAUAAGGAUUCGCAGGUAAUGGAUGAAGCUCCUAAGGAAGUAAAGGGGCAGCUAGUGAAGAAGGAGCAGGAAGAUAAGAAGAAGGAGACGAAGGGAAGAAAGAAGGAGGAGAAGGUGAAGACGGAAGGCGCAGUGAAGAAGGAGAGUACAGGAAGGAAGGAAAAGACAGUGGACCCAAUAUUAAUAGAGGACACAAUGGAGCCAAUAAACCGCUGGUGGGAGGACAUCGACGACAACAUGGACUACAACAAGGGGCUGGAGUACGAAAGUAAGUCGAGCCACUGGAAGUACCUGGAGCACAACGGAAUGAUAUUUACGCCAGAGUACGUGCCGCACAACGUGCCAAUCAAAGUCAAGGGAGAGACGAUGAACCUGCCGCCUCACAUUGAGGAGAUAGCGACGAUGUGGGCACAGAGCAUAGGAACGAACUACGAAACGAGCGAAAUAUACUGCAAAAACUUCUGGGGAGUCUUCGCAGGAAAGUUCGACAAGGAACACCAGAUUAGAAAGUGUAAGCUGUCGGACGUGGACUUCAGCCUGAUCAAGAGCCACCUGGAGGAGGAGAAGCAGAAGAAGAAGGAAAACAAGGAAUUCUACAAGGCGAAGCAGCAGGAGGACGCUAAGAGAGAGUACAGGUUCAACUACGCACUAGUGGACUGGAUCAGAGAAAAGGUGAGCAGCAACAAGCUGGAGCCGCCAGGGCUGUUCAAGGGAAGAGGGCUCCACCCGAAGCAGGGGCUGCUGAAGCUGCGAAUGUUCCCGAAGGACGUGAUCCUGAACAUGUCGAAGGACGCGCCGGUGCCAAAGGUGUCGAACUUCAUGAGGGAAGGCCACUGCUGGAAGGACAUCUACCACGACAACACGGUGACGUGGCUGGCCUACUACAAGGACAGCAUCAACGACCAGUACAAGUACAUGUACCUCUCGGCGCAGUCGAAGUUCAAGGGCUUCCACGACUUCCUGAAGUACAACAAGGCGAGGGAGCUGAAGUCGUACAUCAACAAGAUCAGAGAGGACUACAACGCGAAGAUGCUGUGUAAGCGCGACCUACUCAGCCAUCUAUUUACACUGGACAUGUACGAAAAGCAGCUUGGAACUGCAGUAUACCUGAUAGACUUCCUGGCGCUCAGAGUGGGCGGAGAGAAGGACGCAGACGAGGCGGAUACAGUGGGAUGCUGCAGCCUGAGAGUGGAGCACAUCAAGUUUAGCGAAAAGAAGAAGAACACGAUCACGUUGGACUUCCUGGGAAAGGACUCGAUUCGAUACUACAACACAGUAACUCUCCACGACGUGGCGUACGAUAACCUGGCGAAGUUUUGCAACCGAAAGAAGCCGAGCGCAGAAAUAUUUAACCUGAUAAACAUAGUAGAUGGCAAGGUGAUGACGGAUAUACAGACGACAAAGCUGAAUGAUUACCUGAAGGAGCUGAUGGAUGGACUGUCAGCGAAGGUGUUCAGAACAUACAACGCAUCAAUAACACUGCAAAAUCAAUUUAAGAGGCUCAGGUCGAAAAAGAAAAAUUUCUCAAACAUAGGAUUGGUUGGAGAGCUUAAGGAUGAAACAGAAGAUGGAGUAGUAGGUGGAGUGGAAGAAAAAAAUGACAUGGAAACAGGAAGGACGACGUCAUCGCACUCAUCAACAAACACAGAUUACACGAGUUACACAGCAAACAGCAUAGACAUCAACAACAUAGAAGAAGCGGAUGAAUUAGAGUCAGAAGAUGAAGAUAAUACUAAAAACAAAGAUGAAAAGGAAGUUAAGAAGGAAGAAGAAGAAGAAGAAGGAGUUAAAAAGGAAAAUGAGAAGGAGGAAGAGGGACAGAAAAAGAAGCGAAAGGCGAAGGAUAGAAACACGAAGGACGUGACUGUGGACCUGACGAACGUGUCGGAGCUCCUGCAGUUCUACAACUACGCAAACAGAGAAGUGGCGAUACUGUGCAACCACCAGAGAAGCAUCCCGAAGCAGCACGAAACGUCAAUGUCGAAGCUGAAGGUGCAAGCAGACAUGCUGAAGGAGGACAUCCAGGAGCUGACGGAGUACGUGAAGCACCUGGAGUCAAACUCAAAGGAGGAGUUCAAGUUCACGUCAAAAGUAAACGACGUGAAUGGGAAUCCAAGAAAGCUGUUGACGAAACAGGGAAUGAAGAUGGACGCGGCCAAAAACAAGCUAGCAACACUAAAGAAAAAACAGAAGGACCAUACGAUAAAGAUGAGAAUAAAGGACAGCAAUAAGACAGUGGCCCUGGGAACGAGUAAGAUCAACUACAUGGACCCGAGGAUCACAGUGGCAUUCUGCAAAAAGUACGAAAUCCCAAUCGAAAAGAUAUUCAACAAGAGCCUGCGGAUGAAGUUCCCGUGGGCAAUGUACGUGAGGUCGGACUUCAAAUUCUAA
Messenger RNA from Theileria orientalis strain Shintoku, 3087 nucleotides. Its product is annotated as DNA topoisomerase I. The record is from RefSeq and is a predicted model, not a curated record. Gene Ontology annotation, molecular function: DNA topoisomerase type I (single strand cut, ATP-independent) activity; DNA binding. The coding region runs from base 1 to 3087 and encodes 1028 amino acids. Gene Ontology annotation, biological process: DNA replication; chromosome segregation; DNA topological change. Gene Ontology annotation, cellular component: chromosome; nucleolus. Lineage: Eukaryota; Apicomplexa; Aconoidasida; Piroplasmida; Theileriidae. The transcript has 7 exons.